AUGAGAAGGAAGACUAAAAGAACAACAACUUCGCCAACGACGCUACUCCUAACAGACUGCCGGAGCCGAAGUGACGUAGGAGGCGGGAGCAGCCGACGGACACGAGCACGACUACGCUGCUAUCUCUGCAACGAGUUAGGCCAUGAAGCACAAGAUUGCUCGGGAAAUGAGUCCGAGGACAAGGUGCUGUCACAACCCUUGCCCCCUCUCGAGGGUAAACGAUGUUCGGCGCUCGGCGACACUGGAUGUUCCCGAUCGAUCCUCUGUGCGGAUCGAUGCGUGACAUGGAGCAGUCAACAAAUCGAGAUUCGGACGAUUGACGGAGUGUCCCGGGCCUGUUGUUGUGUCGGGACUGUGUCAAUCCUCACAGACGGAGGGAAUCAUGCCAAGGUCGACGUUUUGGUGGCACGUCAAAGGCCCCUCGGUUACGACCUGCUGCUUGGGAUUGAUGCGAUCCGAGCGUUAGGAGGCAUGAUAAUCACACCAGCCGGAAAUGUGGAACUGGACUUUCCUCUCUUUCUGCCCUGUUAUCUUCUUUUUAUCGUGUUUUAUUUUUCGCUAAACUUUUACCUUUUGUCUCUUUCAGCUUCUGAUGCUUUUUUCUCUAAUAUUUUUUUACACAAUUCAUUCAUCAAUUUUAUAGUCUUUCUUUCUUCAAUUCUUUUCUUUAAUUGUUUUUUUUCAUUUCUUCUUUCUUUCAUUGUUUUUUCACUUUCCUUAAUUCUUUCUUUUUCAUUCAUUUUUUGUUUUUUCAUUUAUAAUUUCUUUCUUCCUUUUAUUUUUUGUAUUUUCCUUUCAUUCUUUCAUUCAACCUGUUAUUUAAUUUUAAUUUUAUUUUUCUUCCAUAUCUCCUCUGUUUUACUCAAUCAACCUACCUUUCUCUAUCAUUCACGAAAGUAG
Acanthosepion pharaonis is the source of this 900-nucleotide messenger RNA. Lineage: Eukaryota; Metazoa; Mollusca; Cephalopoda; Sepiida; Sepiidae. The record is from the annotation of a GenBank genome assembly.